Fulmarus glacialis (Northern fulmar) is the source of this 678-nucleotide messenger RNA. RefSeq names its product single-pass membrane protein with coiled-coil domains 3 (gene SMCO3). The record is from RefSeq and is a predicted model, not a curated record. The transcript has a single exon. The coding region runs from base 1 to 678 and encodes 225 amino acids. NCBI's taxonomy places the organism in Eukaryota, Metazoa, Chordata, Aves, Procellariiformes, Procellariidae.
AUGGCACUGAGUGACCUCCUUUACCCAGAUAACCCCAAGAGAAGGCAAGAAUUGAUCCAUCUGCACCAGGAAUUGCUCGACUGCAUGUCCACAAAUUUCCGUGCAACAAAUGAGCUGGCUGGGGUGCUGAAUGAACACCUGGGCUGUACCAUUACCCACAUUCAGAUGAGAGAGAGCAGCACUGUCAAGGAAAACUGUGACAUUAUCAUUCAAGCGAUGAGUGAGAUUCAGCAUCAGGUACAGAAGAUUGAUAGUGACUUGAAGGAAAAGCUAGAGCCUGUGCUGUACCAGAAACUGUAUGACAUCAAAGAGCCUGAGUUGGAGAAAAUUGCAAUAGCCCAUAAAGUUUUUUCCAUUGUUCUUGGAGAAGUGACUUCAACAGCUGGGAUGGUAGCUAUCAAACUUCUUGGCUCCAAUCUUAUAACUCUCACUGUGAGCAAGCUCGUCAGUCUCCUUGCGCAGAUUGGGGCAUCUGUUCUUGGGGGAAUCAGCAUCACCAUUCUUGGGCUCGGCAUUGAAAUGAUCCUCCACGCCAUCCUGGGAGCCAUGGAGAGGAAUCAGCUUCUGGCAGCUGUGAGAAGCUACGAGAAGCACCUGGCUGAGUUUAAAGCAGCCUCAGAAAAGUACCAGCGUGCCAUACGUGAAGUGACUUCUUCGGUGAGACAGCAGGUUCAGUGA